AUGUCCCGGCCUUUUAAAAACCGGCUCUGGAAGCAGAGCGUCUCCAGGGUGCUCCAGCAAAAACUGAAGGAGGAACGGGAGGCUAAGCGUGCCCAGCUGGAUGGCCGACAUGACUAUGUUCUCAGCAUAGUGGCGUCCUGUCUGGGCCUGGAGAAAGCUGACGUAGAGGAUGCCAUUCUGGAAGGCACUCAGAUUGAUAGAAUGGAACAUUUCUUUGCUGCUGGAGGACUUCCGCAUAUCAUGUUUUACUACCAGGAGGCUGAGCCAGCAGAAGCAGUGUAUUGUGUCUUGACCCCAACAGCGGCUGCCUCCCUUAGCCGGAGCAAAAAACCCAAAGUGUUUGUGACAGAGGGCCGGGACGUUGCUCUGAACGGAGUAUGUGUAUUUUUCACAAGAGCCAAUGUCUCCAAAGCUGUUACCUCAGAGAACAUACAUAGGGAUGUUAACUUUAACAUGCUGGACACGACGGAGGUGGGCCUGCUGAAGAGUGUGGAGCAGCUGUUGUCUGAGAUAUUCAUCCCCACCCUGAAGAACAUGCACCAUGGCUGGGGGGAACUGGCCAGUCCCCAGGCCCUUGCGAUCCGGCAGGAUUUCCUCAGUUCUCUGGAAGGCUUUGUUGCUGUGCUUGGGGGUGCUCAGGAGAGCCUCAUGGAGAAGGUGACCCUAAAGGAAUGUGACAUGUACGACUUGAAAACCCUCAAAGGACCAUCAGAUUAUGUGGCAGUAACCAAUAGCACAGAGGCGUUGGAGAAGAUAGAAGCCUGCAUGAAAGUGUGGAUCAAGCAGAUUGAGCAGGUGCUAGCAGAAAGUGACCAGCUGAGAAAGGAGGCAGAUGACCUGGGACCGCGGGCCGAGCUUGACCACUGGAAGAAACGGAUGUCCCGCUUCAACUAUCUGCUGGACCAGCUGAAGAGCCCAGAUGUGAAGGCCGUACUGGGUGUCCUCAUGGUGGCCAAGUCCAAACUCAUUAAGUCCUGGCGAGAGCUGGACAUCAGGAUUACAGAUUCGGCCAACGAAGCUAAGGACAACGUGAAGUACCUCUACACUCUGGAGAAGUUCUGUGACCCACUAUACAAUAGUGACCCUGUCUCCAUGGUAGAGGCCAUCCCUGGACUCAUUAAUGCCAUCCGAAUGAUUCACAGCAUCUCCCGCUACUACAACACCUCAGAGAAGAUCACAUCCCUGUUUGUGAAAGUUACAAACCAGAUGAUUACGGCAUGCAAGGCCUAUAUCACAAACAACGGCACUGCUACGAUAUGGGAUCAGCUACAGGAUGUUGUUGCAGAAAAACUUAAGGCUGCUAUCAACUUAAACAAGGAAUACCAAAACUGCUUCCACAAAACCAAGCAGAAGCUGGAGCAAAAUCCUUCUGAGAGACAGUUUGACUUCAGUGAAAUGUACAUAUUUGGGAAGUUUGAUACCUUUGAACGUCGGCUCAACAAGAUCCUCAGCAUGUUCAGCACCAUCAACACUUACUCAGCCUUGCAGGACUCCCAGAUCGAGGGCCUUGAGACCUUGGCAACCAAGUUUCAGGGUAUUGUGUUAACUAUGAAGAGGAAACAGUACAGUUUCCUGGACCAAAGGAGAAUGGACUUUGAUCAGGACUAUGAGGAGUUCUGCAGAAACACUAAGGAGCUUCAUAAUCAGUUGAAGACCUUCAUGGAAAACACAUUUGAUAAAAUUCAGAAUACGGAAAGAGCUUUGUGUGUUCUGAAGAAAUUUGAAAGACUUGGCAUUCCGGAUUUGGGUAUUGAUGAGAAGUACCAGAGAAUUUUGCAGAACUUUGGCCGGGACAUCGAGAUGGUGUCCAGGAUAUACACCAAGCAGAAGGCCGAGCCACCCAUCGCUCGGGACCUUCCGCCUGUGGCAGGCCGCAUCAUGUGGGCCCGGCAGCUGUUUCGCCGGCUCCAGCAGCCCAUGGAUCUCUUCCAGCAGCAGCCUGGGGUUCUGUCCACACCUGAAGCCAAGCGCAUCAUUCGCAACUACAACAGGGUGGCCACGGUUCUGCUGGAGUAUGAGGUGCUGUACCACCGCGGCUGGCUCAAACAGAUCGAGAUAGCAAAGGCGGGCCUGCAGGCUUCUCUGCUAGUCAAGUCCCCAGAGACUGGGGAGCUGUUUGUGAACUUCGACCCCCAGAUCCUGACCCAGAUCAGGGAAACAGACUGCAUGACCCGGAUGGGACUGGAGACACCUCCCUUCGCCUCCAUCCUACAGCAAAAACAGGACGCCCUAAAGAAGAACUACAACAAACUGCAGCUUGUCCUCACAGAGAACUCCAGAGUCCGGGCAAAGAUUCAGCCUGCCUUCCUGCAGCUGGCCACACCCCACCUUGCCAAAGUGGAUGAGGCCAUCCUGCCAGGUCUGACUUCCAUCAACUGGACAUCCAUGAACAUUGAGAAGUACCUCAGCCGCAUAAUAACUGCUCUUGCGGACCUGGAGCUGCUCAUGGACAGAGUGAAUGACCUGGCCGAGUUCCGCAUCGAUGUCGUCUUGCAGGAGAUGAGCAGCGCCACUCUCUGCAUGCUUCCCGAGGAGGAACCAGUCACCUGUGAAGAGUUUGUCCAGACUACCAGGGACCUCUGCAUUAAGGCAGCUCAGAGUUUACACACAAAAAGCUCAUUGGUGGAGGAAGCAGCCAAUGAGCUGAUCAACACGCUGCUGGAGUUUGAACAGCAGAGGGUUGGAGAGGAGAAGUUCGUUGAGCACAGUAGAGCUGAGAGUGGAGUAACCCAGGAGGAGAGCGAGGGUGAAGAAGAGGGCAGGUCAGAGGGGAGACUUCUGUCCAGAAACACCACGGCAGCCAGCACAGGACCCUCCUCACCCCUGAUAAAAAGGAGAAAAAAGAGAGAUAUGAUGGAGGUGAUGGAGGAAGAGGCCCAAGAGCUGCUCUCACACUUCAACCAUCGCAAUGUGGAUGCCCUGCUGCGCCUCACGCGUAACACCCUGGAGGCCCUGCGCAAGCGCAUCCACGCCUCCUCUCUGAUGCACUUCCUGGCUGAGAGCGACUCUCCUAGCAGACAGAAAGGCAGCGGUCAGCAGCCCAUCUUCCGAGCUGACGUCUGCCUGUCCAUCCCCAACAUCGUGAUGGUGCCUGCGCUAGACGAAGUCCAGCAGGCUCUGAACCGUGCUGUGGAAUGUGUGGUCAGUGUCAGCAAGGGCGUCGGCCAGUGGAGUAAGGAGAGGAUCUCCAAGGGGAAGAUGAGUGAAAGGCGGGUGGCUGCCUUGAGGCAGGACAGCAGAGACAGUGACUCUGAUGAAGGGGAGACCUACAGGAGUUUGGCUGCCUCUGUGAACCAGGCCAUCCCCUUCCAGGCCAAGAACUACUACAAGAGUGUCUCAGAGAAUAAGGAGAUAGUCAAGCUGGUGUCAGUGCUGAGUACCUCAAUCAAUUCCACUAAGAAGGAUGUAAUGAACACUCUGGAUCGAUUCAGUCGCUAUCACCACAUCUGGAGGAGGGACAGAGACGCCACCAUUCAGGAGUUCAGUCAGGGCAAUCCGCUGCUCUCUGAGUUUGAGUCUCAGAUUUUGUACUACAGAGACCUAGAGCUCGAGAUCAACGCUGAACCUGAGUUCAUCACUGUGGGAGCCCUGGCCCUCUAUACAGCUGACCUGAAAAUGGCUCUCACCACUGAGACCAAGGGCUGGAUGGUAGACUACGGUCACCACUGCAACAGGAAGUACAGGACUGAGAUGGAGCACAUUUUCAACUUUGUGGAGGAGGCUGGCAAGAAACUGAACCGUCAAAUCAAGGACCUGGAUGACAUCCGUAUUGCUAUGGCAUCACUGAAAGAAAUCAGAGAGCAGCAGAUCACCAUUGACUUCCAAGUGGGCCCAAUAGAGGAGUCCUAUGCCAUGCUGCACAAAUACGAGCUUUCUGUGGCCAAGGAGGAAGCAGAGAGGGUGGACACGCUGCGCUACACCUGGGAGAAACUGCUGGCCCGGAGCACGGAGGUGCAGAACGAGCUGGUCUCCCUGCAGCCUAACUUCAGGGGCGAGCUGAUCAGCAAUGUGCAGACCUUUGUAGAGGACUGCGGCCACUUCUACCAGGACUAUGAGAAGGAUGGUCCUAUGGUUGUUGGUUUGGCCCCGCAGGAUGCCAGCGAUAGGCUCAUUAUGUUCCAGAAUCGCUUUGACAACCUUUACCGCAAAUACAUCACCUACACCGGAGGCGAAGAGCUGUUUGGCCUGCCCGUUACCCAACAUCCUCAGCUGCUGGAGAUCAGGAAGCAGCUGGCCCUCCUGCAGAAGCUCUAUGGCCUCUACAACAACGUCAUUGACACUGUCAAUGGUUACUAUGACAUUCUGUGGGCUGACAUCCACAUCGAGAGGAUCAAUAACGAGCUGCUGGACUUCCAGACACGGUGCCGAAAGCUCCCUCGUGCCCUGAAAGAGUGGCAAGCCUUUCUGGACCUGAAGAAAACGAUUGAUGAGUUCAGCGAGUGCUGCCCCCUGCUGGAGCUGAUGACGAACAAAGCCAUGAUGACGCGUCACUGGAAAAGGAUCACAGAGGUGACGGGGCACAGUUUUGAAGUGGAGACGGAUACUUUCAAGCUCCGAAACAUCAUGGAAGCACCGCUUCUGAAAUGCAAAGAAGAAAUUGAGGAUAUCUGCAUAAGUGCAGUGAAAGAGCGGGACAUUGAGCAGAAGCUGAAACAGGUGAUUGCAGAGUGGGACAAUAAGACCUUCACCUUUGCGAACUUCAAGACGCGUGGAGAGCUGCUGCUGCGUGGGGACAGCACCUCUGAGGUCAUCGCCAGCAUGGAGGACAGCCUGAUGGUCCUGGGCUCUCUCAUGAGUAACAGAUACAACACUCCAUUUAAGGCACAGAUCCAGAAAUGGGUUCAGAACCUCUCUAACACCACAGACAUCAUUGAAAACUGGAUGACUGUUCAGAACCUCUGGAUUUACUUGGAGGCAGUCUUUGUGGGUGGAGACAUAGCCAAACAGCUGCCAAAGGAGGCGAAGAGGUUCUCCAAUAUCGACAAGUCAUGGGUGAAGAUAAUGACCCGUGCCCAUGAGAUGCCCAACGUGGUGCAGUGCUGCGUGGGAGAUGAGACGAUGGGCCAGCUCCUGCCUCACCUGCUGGAACAGCUGGAGAUCUGCCAGAAGUCUCUCACCGGGUAUCUGGAGAAGAAGCGGCUUCUCUUUCCUCGCUUCUUCUUUGUGUCGGACCCGGCCCUGCUGGAGAUCCUGGGCCAGGCAUCAGAUUCCCACACCAUCCAAGCUCACCUGCUCAACAUCUUCGACAACAUAAAGUCUGUCCGCUUCCAUGAUAAGAUGUACGACCGGAUUCUGGCCAUCUCGUCCCGGGAGGGGGAGACAAUAGAGCUGGAGCGGCCGGUCACGGCGGAGGGGAACGUGGAGGUCUGGCUGAAUGCCCUGCUGAAGGAGUCCCGCCGCUCCUUGCACCUGGUCAUCCGCCAAGCUGCCCUCGCCAUCCAAGACUCUGCCUUCCAGCUUAUAGACUUCCUGGACUCCUUCCCUGCCCAGGUUGGUCUGCUGGGAAUACAGAUGAUCUGGACCAGAGAUUCUGAGGAAGCUCUUACCAAUGCACGGUAUGACCGUAAAAUAAUGUCCAAGACCAACCAGAGCUUCCUUGAGCUCCUGAACACGCUGAUCGACAUGACCACAAAGGACCUAGGUCCUGUGGAGCGGACCAAGUACGAGACGCUCAUCACCAUACACGUUCAUCAGAGGGACAUCUUUGAUGACCUGUGCCGACUCCACAUCAAAAGCCCAACAGACUUCGAGUGGCUGAAGCAGUGCCGAUUCUACUUUAAUGAGGACUCUGACAAAAUGCUCAUCAACAUCACAGACGUGGGUUUUGUCUACCAGAACGAAUUCCUGGGCUGCACAGACAGACUGGUCAUCACCCCACUGACGGACAGGUGCUACAUCACCCUGGCUCAGGCUUUGGGAAUGAGUAUGGGAGGAGCCCCAGCUGGCCCUGCGGGAACAGGCAAGACCGAGACCACCAAGGACAUGGGCCGUUGCCUGGGCAAAUAUGUGGUUGUCUUCAACUGCUCUGACCAGAUGGACUUCAGAGGACUGGGGAGGAUAUUUAAAGGUCUUGCACAGUCAGGCUCCUGGGGCUGCUUUGAUGAGUUUAACCGCAUCGAUCUCCCGGUGCUCUCGGUUGCCGCGCAGCAGAUUGCCAUCGUGCUGACCUGUAAGAAGGAGCGCCGGAAGAACUUCAUCUUCACCGACGGGGACAACGUGGACAUGAACCCAGAGUUUGGGAUCUUUCUGACAAUGAACCCAGGAUACGCGGGUCGCCAGGAACUUCCCGAGAACCUGAAGAUCAACUUUCGCUCAGUGGCCAUGAUGGUUCCGGACCGGCAGAUCAUCAUUCGAGUGAAGCUAGCCAGCUGUGGCUUCAUUGACAACAUUGAGCUGGCCAGGAAGUUCUUCACCCUCUACAAACUGUGUGAAGAGCAGCUGUCGAAGCAGGUGCAUUAUGAUUUUGGACUCCGGAACAUUCUCUCCGUCCUGCGUACGCUGGGUGCAGCUAAGAGAGCUAGCCCCAGUGACACUGAAUCCACCAUCGUCAUGAGAGUGCUGCGAGACAUGAACCUGUCCAAACUUAUUGAUGAGGAUGAGCCUCUGUUCCUGAGCUUGAUUGAGGACCUCUUCCCUGGGAUUCAGCUGGAUAAAGCAGGCUACCCUGAGCUGGAGGCAGCCAUCGACAAACAGGUUGCUGAGGCUGGGUUGAUCAGUCACCCUCCAUGGAAGCUGAAGGUUAUCCAGCUGUUUGAGACUCAGAGGGUUCGACAUGGCAUGAUGGCCCUGGGCCCGAGUGGGGCUGGCAAAACCACGUGCAUCCAUACCUUAAUGCGGGCCAUGACAGAUUGUGGUCAGCCCCACAGAGAAAUGCGCAUGAACCCCAAAGCCAUCACCGCACCCCAGAUGUUUGGCCGCCUGGAUGUGGCCACCAAUGACUGGACAGACGGCAUAUUCUCCACCUUGUGGAGGAAGACUCUGAGGGCCAAGAAAGGCGAGCACAUCUGGAUUGUGCUAGAUGGGCCAGUGGACGCUAUCUGGAUCGAGAACCUCAACUCAGUUCUAGAUGAUAACAGGACCCUGACUCUGGCUAAUGGUGACCGUAUCCCCAUGGCCCCUAACUGCAAGAUUGUCUUUGAGCCUCACAACAUUGAUAACGCCUCCCCUGCCACAGUGUCCCGCAAUGGUAUGGUCUUCAUGAGCUCCUCUGUGCUGAGCUGGAGCCCCAUCCUGGAGGGCUGGCUGAAGAAGCGCUCAGCAUGGGAAGGAGAGGUGCUGAGAGAGCUGUACUCCUCCUCCUUUCCCGAGCUUUACCGUUUCAGUCAGCAAUCCCUAGAGUACAAGAUGGAGAUGCUGGAGGCCUUUGUGAUCAUGCAGAGCAUCAACAUGCUGCAGGGCCUUAUUCCACCGAAGGAGCAGGGUGGGGAGGUAUCGCGGGAGCACAUGGAGCGCCUGUAUGUCUUUGCUCUUAUGUGGAGCAUCGGGGCCCUCCUGGAGCUGGAGGACCGCAAGAAGCUGGAGGGCUGGCUCCGUAACCAUGACAGCGUCCACCUGGACCUGCCCGACAUCUGCCCGGACAGCGAGGACACCAUGUUCGACUACCAUGUCACAGCAGACGGUCAGUGGGUUCACUGGAGCACACGUGUGGAGGAGUAUGUGUACCCGGCUGACAGCACACCGGAGUAUGGCUCCAUACUGGUGCCCAACGUGGACAAUGUCAGAACUGACUUCCUAAUCCAGACCAUCGCCAAACAGGGCAAGGCCGUGUUAUUAAUUGGAGAGCAGGGCACGGCUAAGACUGUCAUUAUCAAGGGAUUCAUGGGGAAGUACGACCCAGAGUCUCACAUGGCCAAGAGCCUGAACUUCUCUUCUGCCACCACCCCUCUCAUGUUCCAGCGUACUGUCGAGAGCUACGUAGACAAGAGAAUGGGUACGACCUAUGGGCCACCCGCGGGGAAGAAGAUGUCCAUAUUUGUGGAUGACAUCAACAUGCCCGUCAUCAACGAGUGGGGAGACCAGGUCACCAAUGAGAUUGUACGGCAGCUGAUGGAACAGAAUGGAUUCUUCAACCUGGAGAAACCGGGCGAGUUCACCAACAUUGUGGAUGUCCAGUUUCUGGCAGCCAUGAUACACCCCGGGGGCGGACGCAAUGACAUCCCCCAGAGGCUGAAGAGGCAGUUCUCCGUCUUCAACUGCACCCUGCCCUCCAAUGCCUCCAUCGACAAGAUAUUCGGGGUGAUUGGGACUGGCCACUACUGCUCUCGCCGUGGCUUCUCGGAGGAAGUGCGCAACACGGUGGCCAAGCUGGUGCCGCUGACCCGCCGGCUGUGGCAGAUGACCAAGGUCAAGAUGCUUCCCACGCCAGCGAAGUUCCACUACAUCUUCAACCUGAGGGACCUGUCCAGGAUCUGGCAAGGCAUGCUGAACACCACCGCAGAGGUGCUCAGCUCCCAAGAUGUGGUCCUCCAGCUGUGGAAACAUGAGUGUAAGAGGGUGAUCGCUGACCGCUUCACCAUUCCUGAGGAUGUGGCCUGGUUUGACCAGGCACUGGCCAAGCUUGUGGAGGAGGAGCUGGGUGAAGAGUACAGGGCUGUAGUGGAUUUUGGAGUGGACAGUUACUUUGUGGACUUCCUGAGGGACGCGCCUGAGGCUACAGGUGAGGAGCCGGAGGAUGCCGAUUUUGACAUGCCCAAGGUGUAUGAGCCCAUUGAGUCAUUUGAGAGCCUGAUGGACAGGCUAAACAUGUUCCUUUCCCACUACAACGAGAGCAUCAGAGGGGCGGGUAUGGACAUGGUGUUCUUCAAGGAUGCCAUGAUACACCUGGUGAAGGUGUCCCGAAUAAUCCGGACCCCUCGAGGAAACGCUCUCCUCGUUGGAGUGGGAGGUUCAGGUAAACAGAGCCUGACGAGAUUGGCUUCGUUCAUCGCUGGCUACAAAACUUUCCAGAUCACCUUAACACGCUCCUACAACACAGCUAACCUGAUGGAUGAUCUGAAAGGGCUGUACAGAACAGCGGGGCAACAGGGCAAAGGCAUCAGCUUCAUCUUCACGGAUAAUGAGAUCAAGGACGAGUCCUUUUUGGAGUACAUGAAUAACGUGUUAUCAUCAGGAGAGGUGUCAAACUUGUUCGCCCGUGAUGAAAUGGAUGAAAUUAUCAGUGACCUCAUACCUGUCAUGAAACGGGAGUUUCCCCGGCGACCGCCGACCAACGAGAAUCUGCACGAGUACUUCAUGACCCGAGUCCGUCAGAACCUGCACGUGGUUCUGUGUUUCUCUCCCGUGGGGGAGAAGUUCCGGAAUCGAGCCCUUAAGUUCCCAGCCCUGAUCUCUGGCUGCACCAUGGACUGGUUCAGCCGCUGGCCGAAAGACGCUCUCAUCGCAGUGUCAGAGCACUUCCUGUCGUCCUAUGACAUUGAGUGCUCGGCUGAGGUGAAGGCGGAGGUGGUGCAGUGCAUGGGCUCCUUCCAGGACGGAGUGGCAGAGAAAUGUGGGGACUACUUCCAGCGGUAUCGCCGCUCCACCCACGUCACACCCAAAUCUUACCUGUCCUUCAUCCAAGGCUACAAAACUAUCUACAGGGAGAAGCGGUCCGAGGUGCAAACCCUUGCUAACAGGAUGAACACUGGCCUGCAGAAGCUGAAGGAGGCCUCAGAGUCAGUGGCAGCUCUUAGUAAGGAGCUGGAAGUGAAGGAGAAGGAGCUGCAGGUCGCCAACGAGAAGGCUGACAUGGUACUGAAGGAGGUGACAGUUAAGGCACAGGCAGCAGAGAGAGUGAAGGUGGAGGUGCAGAAGGUGAAGGACAAAGCCCAAGCCAUCGUGGACAGCAUCUCUGCAGACAAAGCCAUCGCUGAGGAGAAGCUGGAGGCGGCCCGCCCUGCCCUGGAGGAGGCAGAGGCUGCUCUACAGACGAUCAAGCCAUCAGACAUCGCCACGGUGCGCACGCUGGGGCGGCCCCCGCACCUGAUCAUGCGCAUCAUGGACUGCGUGCUGCUGCUGUUCCAGCGCAGGGUCAACACGGUGAAAAUUGACCCUGAGAAAAACUGCACCGCCCCCUCCUGGCAGGAGUCCCUCAAACUCAUGACAGCAGGAAACUUCCUGGGUAGUCUACAGCAAUUCCCUAAAGACACCAUCAAUGAGGAAGUGGUGGAGCUUCUCUGUCCUUACUUCGAAAUGGCUGACUACAACAUAGACACGGCCAGGCGUGUGUGCGGUAACGUAGCUGGCCUUUGCUCUUGGACCAAAGCCAUGGCCUCUUUCUACUCCAUCAACAAGGAGGUGCUCCCUCUGAAGGCUAAUUUGGCAGUGCAGGAGAACAGACUGGCCAUUGCAAACACUGACCUGCAGAAAGCGCAGGCGGAGCUGGAUGACAAGCAGGCCGAGCUGGAUGUGGUGCAGGCUGAGUAUGAGAGUGCCAUGAAGGAGAAGCAGGCCCUGCUUGAGGAUGCGGAGCGCUGUAGACACAAGAUGCAGACAGCGUCCAGCCUCAUCAGCGGCCUGGCAGGAGAGAAGGAGCGCUGGACAGAGCAGAGCAAGGAGUUUGCUGCACAGACCAAGCGGCUUGUCGGUGAUGUCCUGCUGGCCACAGCCUUCCUCUCCUACUCUGGCCCCUUCAACCAGGAGUUCCGUAACCUGCUGCUCUCAGACUGGCAGAGGGAGAUGAAGACGAGACGUAUUCCUUUCGGAAAUAACCUGAACCUGACGGAAAUGCUGAUUGAUGCCCCCACAGUAAGCGAGUGGACUUUACAGGGGCUGCCCAACGAUGACCUGUCCGUUCAGAACGGGGUCAUCGUCACAAAAGCAGCCCGAUUCCCCCUCCUCAUUGAUCCCCAGACGCAGGGCAAGAUCUGGAUAAAGAACAAGGAGGCCAAGAACGAGCUACAGAUCACCUCCUUGAAUCACAAGUACUUCAGGAACCAUCUGGAGGACAGUCUGUCUCUUGGGCGCCCCCUGCUGAUUGAAGAUGUGGGAGAGGAACUGGACCCAGCCCUGGACAAUGUGCUGGAGAAGAACUUCAUUAAGACUGGCUCCACAUACAAGGUGAAAGUCGGAGACAAGGAGGUGGACGUGAUGAAUGGGUUCCGUCUCUACGUGACAACGAAGCUCCCCAACCCAGCGUACACCCCCGAAAUCAGCGCCCGCACAUCAAUCAUCGAUUUUACCGUCACCAUGAGGGGCCUGGAGGAUCAGCUGCUGGGUAGAGUCAUUCUCACUGAAAAACAGGAGCUGGAGAAGGAGCGGACGGACCUCCUGGAGGACGUGACGUCCAACAAGCGAAAGAUGAAGGAGCUGGAGGACAACCUGCUGUUCCGGCUGAGCAGCACGCAGGGCUCUCUGGUAGAUGACGAGAGCCUGAUCGUGGUGCUGGGCAACACCAAGCGCACCGCCGAGGAGGUGACGCAGAAGCUGCAGAUUGCCGCGGAAACCGAGGUCCAGAUCAACGCCGCCCGCGAAGAGUAUCGGCCCGUGGCUACUAGGGGCAGCAUCCUGUAUUUCCUGAUCACGGAGAUGAGCAUGGUCAAUGUCAUGUACCAGACCUCACUGCGUCAGUUCCUGGGUCUGUUUGACCUCUCCUUGGCCAGGUCUUUAAAAAGCCCAAUUACCAGUAAGAGGAUAGCGAACAUUAUAGAGUACAUGACCUUUGAGGUGCAUAGGUAUGCUGCCCGGGGUCUAUAUGAGGAACACAAGUUCCUUUUCACUCUCCUUCUGACCCUGAAGAUUGACAUGCAGAGCAACCGCGUGAAACACGAUGAGUUUUUGACCCUCAUAAAAGGUGGCGCCUCUCUGGAUCUGAAGGCAUGUCCUCCUAAACCUGCCAAGUGGAUUCUGGACAUGACUUGGCUGAAUCUGGUGGAGCUCAGCAAACUGUGGCAGUUUUCUGACAUUCUGAAUCAGAUUGGCAGGAAUGAAAAGCAGUGGAAGAGCUGGUUUGAUAAAGAGGCUCCGGAGGAGGAGGUGAUACCCAGUGCCUAUGACCAGGGCCUGGACUGUUUCCGCCGCCUGCUCCUCAUCCGCUCCUGGUGCCCUGACAGGACCAUCGCCCAGGCCCGGAAAUACAUAAUGGACUCAAUGGGGGAAAGGUACGCAGAGGGUGUGGUUCUGGAUCUGGAGAAGACGUGGGAGGAGUCAGACCCCCGCACCCCCCUGAUCUGCUUCCUGUCCAUGGGCUCUGACCCCACGGACUCCAUCAUCGCCCUUGGAAAGAGGCAGAAGAUUGACACCCGCUAUGUGUCCAUGGGCCAAGGGCAGGAGGUCCAUGCCCGCAAGCUGUUGCAGCAGAGCAUGGCUAACGGAGGCUGGGCCCUGCUCCAGAACUGUCACUUGGGGCUGGACUUCCUGGAUGAGUUGAUGGAUACAAUCACAGAGACAGACACAGUGCAUGAGUCUUUCCGUCUGUGGAUGACCACCGAGGUCCACAAAAACUUCCCCAUCACUCUGCUGCAGAUGUCAAUCAAAUUCACUAAUGAGCCCCCCCAGGGACUGAAGGCUGGACUGAAGAGAACUUACGGAGGCAUUAACCAAGACCUCCUGGAUGUCAGCAACAUGGUUCAGUGGAGGCCAAUGCUGUAUGCUGUGGCCUUCCUGCACUCCACUGUUCAGGAGAGGCGAAAGUACGGCCCCCUGGGCUGGAACAUCCCGUAUGAGUUCAACCAGGCUGACUUCAAUGCCACAGUUCAGUUUGUGCAGAACCACCUAGACGACAUGGACAUCAAGAAGGGUGUGUCAUGGUACACGGUGCGCUACAUGAUUGGGGAGAUUCAGUAUGGGGGGAGAGUGACAGACGACUACGACAAACGUCUGCUGAACACGUUCGCCAAGGUCUGGUUCAGUGAAAACAUGUUUGGACCAGACUUCUUCUUCUACAAGGGCUACAGCAUACCCAAGUGCACCAAUGUGGACCAGUACCUACAGUACAUUCAGGGUCUACCUGCUUAUGACACCCCAGAGGUGUUUGGCCUGCACCCCAAUGCUGACAUCACCUACCAGAGCAAGCUGGCUAAAGAUGUGCUGGACACCAUCCUAAGCAUACAGCCCAAAGACAGCUCCAGCGGAGGAGGGGAGACCCGUGAGGCCAUUGUGGGUCGGCUGGCGGACGACAUGCUGGAAAAACUUCCACCAGACUACGUUCCAUUUGAAGUGAGGGAGCGGCUGCGGAAGAUGGGCCCACUGCAGCCCAUGAACAUCUUCCUGCGGCAGGAGAUCGACAGGAUGCAGCGGGUGAUUGUGCUGGUGCGGAACACCCUGACCGACCUGAAGCUGGCCAUCGACGGCACCAUCAUCAUGAGCGAGAGCCUGAGGGAUGCGCUGGACUGCAUGUACGACGCCCGCAUCCCCGCGCGCUGGAAGAGGGCGUCCUGGGCCUCCAGCACACUGGGGUUCUGGUUCACGGAGCUGCUGGAGAGGAACCGCCAGUUCCAGGCCUGGAUUUCUGAGGGACGACCCCACUGCUUCUGGAUGACGGGGUUCUUCAAUCCUCAGGGCUUCCUGACAGCUAUGAGACAGGAAAUCACACGCGCCAAUAAGGGCUGGGCACUAGAUCGCAUGGUGCUGUGCAAUGAGGUGACUAAGUGGAUGAAGGAUGACAUCACCCAGCCCCCUGCGGAGGGCGUGUACGUGUACGGGCUGUACCUGGAAGGGGCCGGCUGGGACCGCAGAAACUGCAGGCUCAUCGACUCCAAGCCUAAAGUUCUGUUCGAGAUGAUGCCUGUCAUCAGGAUGUAUGCAGAGAACAACGGUAUCAAAGAUUCCCGGUUGUACUCUUGUCCCAUUUACAAGAAGCCUGUGAGAACGGACCUGAAUUACAUUGCUGCUGUUGACCUACGUACUGCGGCACCACCAGAACACUGGAUACUGAGAGGAGUGGCGCUGUUAUGUGAUGUUAAAUAGCAACUGACAGCACUGCAGGCAAUUACAACUACAGAAUACAA
Megalops cyprinoides (Indo-Pacific tarpon) is the source of this 13925-nucleotide messenger RNA. RefSeq names its product dynein, axonemal, heavy chain 5 (gene dnah5). Lineage: Eukaryota; Metazoa; Chordata; Actinopteri; Elopiformes; Megalopidae. Gene Ontology annotation, molecular function: dynein light intermediate chain binding; dynein intermediate chain binding; ATP hydrolysis activity. Gene Ontology annotation, cellular component: dynein complex. The transcript is spliced from 79 exons. Gene Ontology annotation, biological process: microtubule-based movement. The coding region runs from base 1 to 13884 and encodes 4627 amino acids. The record is from RefSeq and is a predicted model, not a curated record.